This is a messenger RNA of Schistosoma mattheei, 2390 nucleotides long. NCBI's taxonomy places the organism in Eukaryota, Metazoa, Platyhelminthes, Trematoda, Strigeidida, Schistosomatidae. The record is from the annotation of a GenBank genome assembly.
ACAAAUGACUCGACCUUUGCUCGCGGUAGUUUCGAAAAAUUAUUUUUGGACCCUGAGUGUAGCCCAUGGAUCUAAGAAAUCACUUCAUCGACAAAGAAGCAGAGAUUCUGUAGUUUAUGAUGUCCAUUCAAGGGAAUCCUUGAAGUCAAAGCAAGUUUACGUUUUUGGUUUCUCAGCAACUGGAGCUCUCGGUAAUGAGAAAUAUCUUGGUCUUCAUGGUAAACCUGGUGUUGGAGGUGUAUCACGGCCUAUGCCUUUGGAAUAUUCGUCGUCUCUAGGUGUUCCGUUAAAAGCUGCUUGUGGAUAUGGCUUCACAACAUAUAUAUGUGGAGGCAGUCAUGGGGAUUUUGGCGUCUACGGCUGUGGGAUCAACAGUGAUGGCCAAUUAGGAUCACAGUCAGUUGGAUUAAAAACCAAACUUCCUACAGGCAACUCAGUAAAUGUUGUUCCUGAACUUGUGAGAAUUGCUAUCUGUCUUGAUAAUACGCAAAAACAAAUAUAUCGUCCUUCUCAUGUGGCAUGUGGUCGAGCACAUACUAUUAUAUCCUAUGAAAAUUUGAAAGAUUCGAAUAGUGAUACACCUCCUCUUGUUUUCAGCCUGGGUAACAAUGUUUUUGGGCAGUGUGGAAGAGAAAUAAUUCCUGGCGAAAAGUACGACCGUGAUGUGGAAGUUAUAACAAAAAUAGUCUUGCCACCAGAAAUAAAAUCUAUCAAACAAUUAGUUUGCGGUCAAGACCAUACCUUGUUACUCAGCUCAGACGGUGUUGUUUAUUCCUGUGGACUUGGAUCAGAUGGUCAGACUGGUUUAGGUCAUUAUAAUGUGGUUGAUCGAUUUACUGCUGUAAAAGGUUCAUUGGUGAAUGAACGUGUUUGUUUGCUAUCGUCUCGCGGUGAUACUGUUCUUGCUCUUACUGAAUCAAAUAAAUUAUUUGCUUGGGGUAAUAAUGAAUACGGUCAAAUAUGGCCAUUAGAUCAAGAUGUACAAGUUUCAGAACCUGUUCACUUAAAUUUAGAUCAUUGUAUUGUACCAGUGGAAUCUAAUUUAUCAUCAGAUAAUGUUCAUGUAGGUGAAAUACAAUCAAUUGCUUGUGCCGGUUCUAUGUGUUGUAUUGUUAAUAAAAUUGGACAGGUAUUCGUUUGGGGCUUUGGAUGUAUUGGAUUAGGUCCAAAGGUUACUUGUUCACCUCGUCCAACAUUGAUUCCACCUGGUUUAUUUAUACCAGCUAUCGUAAAUAGUGAAUCUUGUAUCAAUUAUGUUGCUGCUGGUCUACAUCAUUUUAUUGUCCAAAGUAAUGAUGGUUUAUUAUGGGCCUGGGGUGCUCCACGUGGUGGUUUAUAUUGUCUAGGCUUAGGUAAACAAAUUACAAGUAAUUCUGUUAAUCAAACCUACCCAGUUCCAUUACUUCUUCCAAUUAAAUCUAAAGAUGUAGUAUGUGGUGUUGAUCAUACUGUUGUGAUUGGCAAAUCAUUUGGUUAAUAUUUGCUCAUUGUUCAUAUAUUAUUUAUUGUAAAUAUGUAUACAUCUCCUCACGGAACUAGUACUUUAACAAAAAAUGUUUAUAUAUAUACGAUUGUACAGCUUGAUAAUAUAUAUAUAUAUAUAUAUAUAUAUAUAUAUAUAUAUAUGCUGUAAUUCUACCCUUCUGUAUUACAUAACUAUUAUUCAAGAAUUGUAUGUCUGAUAGUUCAGUCUGUAUUGUAUUAUUCGCAUUACAAUUUUGUAUAAUAAAAAUACAUUGGCAAAAUAUGUUUUACUUAUGUUCUGUUUUGUAGUUAGCUUGAUUUGUUUUAUUAACUUAAUUUACUUAUCAUUUAUUGAUGCUCUUAUUCUCCAUAUUGAAUUUAAAUCCAGUAGAUUCAUGUAACAAUACUCUUAAUAAUUAGUUACACAAAAUGUAUCUAUUAGAUCUGUCAACUAAGAAUUGGAAUUAUAAUAAUGUCUCUUGAUUACUGCACCAACAAAUUUACGAAGUAGAUGGACUACUAGGAUUUGAGUUUCUGACCUUGUUGUUGAAAAUCAAGUACUCAUUAAGCUAUCGGUUCGCAUUUCUGAGAGAAUGACUGCUAUCUUUACAAAAGGAGAAAAGUAGGAAAUUGAGCAAUAUGACAUUCCGUAUGAUUGGGUUUAUUUUUAUAGAAUAUUUAGUUUCCAGAAGUUAGACUAAAAAGUAAGAUACGUUUACUUAGUUAAAGUAUAUUGUUUGUUAUGUUGUUUAUCCAUUGCAACUGUUCAUUAACAAAUCAAUAUAACUAACUUCCAAAGAAAAUUGGCCACCUAUUUAUCCAGUCAUUUCUUAUAAUUCAGAUUUAUCUUCAAUUAUUUUUAUGUUGAACAUUACAAUUAUCCCUCUAUUUUGAUGCUAAAUAUACCUCGACUAUCAAAAUUUACU